Messenger RNA from Neltuma alba, 2435 nucleotides. RefSeq names its product mediator of RNA polymerase II transcription subunit 34. Gene Ontology annotation, cellular component: mediator complex; cytoplasm; chromosome. Lineage: Eukaryota; Viridiplantae; Streptophyta; Magnoliopsida; Fabales; Fabaceae. The transcript is spliced from 20 exons. The record is from RefSeq and is a predicted model, not a curated record. Gene Ontology annotation, molecular function: 3'-5' DNA helicase activity; ATP binding; four-way junction helicase activity. Gene Ontology annotation, biological process: double-strand break repair via homologous recombination. Bases 81 to 2204 code for a protein of 707 amino acids.
GUGCUGGUAUAUUUGUGCGGCGACUUGCUACUACGAUCCUUGGGGUCGCCACUAUACUGUUAUAAUUUUUGUACGUGAGGAUGGAGCCCAACGACUUGUUACAGGAACUUCUAAAUGUAGAGGUUGAGAUUCAAGAUGUUGAAGAUCAAAUAAGGGCAUUGAUUGAAAGACAAGAGCAGUUGCAUGAGAGAAAAUCGGAGCUCAAGGCUAUACUGGAAGCAUGUGAGGAAUCUGGGAACCAGGUCAGUGACGGUGCUCCAAGUGCCGCCGUGGAAAAUUGGUCUGGGCCAUUUGAAUGGGAUUCUGAAGCAGAUGAUGUCAGGCUGAAUAUUUUUGGCAUUUCUACAUAUCGUGCAAAUCAAAGAGAGAUAAUUAAUGCCAUCAUGAGUGGAAGGGAUGUUCUGGUGAUUAUGGCUGCAGGUGGUGGCAAGAGUCUCUGCUACCAGCUUCCCGCUGUUCUCCGUGAUGGAAUUGCUCUUGUUGUCAGUCCUUUGCUUUCUUUAAUUCAGGAUCAGGUUAUGGGUUUGACUGCUCUAGGGAUCCCAGCAUACAUGUUGACCUCAACAACAAGUAAGGAAGAUGAGAAGUUCAUAUACAAGGCUCUGGAUAAGGGUGAGGGAGAUCUUAAAGUAUUGUACGUCACACCAGAAAAGAUAUCAAAGAGCAAGAGAUUUAUGUCGAAACUAGAAAAGUGUCAUCACAUGGGUCGUCUCUCUCUAAUUUCAGUAGAUGAGGCACAUUGCUGUAGCCAAUGGGGUCAUGACUUUAGACCUGACUACAAGAACCUUGGUAUUCUCAAGACUCAAUUUCCUAAUGUUCCAUUAGUUGCUUUGACUGCAACUGCUACUCAUAGAGUCCAAAAUGAUCUGAUGGAAAUGUUGCACAUUCCAAGAUGUGUCAAAUUCGUCAGCACAGUCAACAGACCAAACCUGUUUUAUAUGGUAAAGGAAAAGUCAUCUGUUGGUAAGGCGGUUAUUGAUGAAAUUGCUGGAUUCAUUCAAGAAUCUUAUCCAAAUGAGGAAUCUGGGAUAGUUUAUUGUUUCUCCAGGAAAGAAUGUGAACAGGUUGCAACGGAAUUAAGGGAGAGGGGAAUUUCAGCAGACUAUUACCAUGCAGAUAUGGAUGUACAUGCUCGGGAAAAAGUACAUAUGCGGUGGAGCAAUGGCAAGUUGCAGGUCAUUGUUGGUACGGUGGCAUUUGGCAUGGGAAUCAACAAACCAGAUGUCAGAUUCGUCAUCCAUCACAGCUUGAGCAAAUCAAUGGAAACAUACUACCAGGAAAGUGGUCGAGCUGGCAGAGAUGGACUCCCAUCUGAAUGUGUUCUCUACUUUAGACCUGGUGAUGUGCCCCGACAGAGUUCAAUGGUUUUCUACGAAAACACAGGACUGCAGAAUUUGUAUGACAUAGUACGAUAUUGUCAGUCCAAAAGAAAAUGUCGCCGCGGUGCCAUUUUCCGGCACUUUGCUGAGCCACUGCAAGACUGCAAUGGGAUGUGUGACAAUUGCGCAUUCCCAAGUGAGGUGAAAGAAGUGGACGUCUCCAGCCAUGCAAAGCUGAUGGUUUCUUUGUUGCAAGAUAUGCAAGAAAAUGAUCAGCGAUUAACAAUGUUACAGUUGGUUGACAAAAUGAAAAUUAAGCAGAAGGAACUAGAUUUUGAGUUGAAGAAAGAGGAAAUGGAGCAGAUCAUCUUGCAGCUUUUGCUAGAGCGGGUUUUGAAAGAAGAAUUUCAGCAUACGGCAUAUUCAACAAAUGCUUAUGUUGCUGUGGGACCAUUGGCCAAGCAAAUAUUGCUAGGAAAGAAGACAGUCAAGAUUGAAAUUCCUAAUGAUCAGAGAACUAAGGCUGGUGUCAGAUCAGUUAAACGUAGCCCUGGUUCCUCUGGUCUGGAGGUAAAGCUUGAUGAGUUGAGGAAAGAAUUGUCUUCCAUUCAUGGAGGAAUACUCCCACACUCUGUUUUAUCCACUCAACAAAUUAGCCUCAUCAGUUCUCAAAGACCAAACUCACUAGAACAGUUAGAGAAGAUAAUUGGAAAACUGAAGACAGAAAAGUAUGGAGAUAGAAUCCUUGCUCAAAUUGAAAUGUAUUCUGAUUUUAAGCCUCCUGAUGAGAAAAAUGAACAAGGCUCCGAAUUUAGAGCUGCAAAGAGGUCCAAGACCAAGAAACCUAUUGUGCUUGUCGAGAGUAGUGAAGAAGAUGAAGCAUGAUAUCAUAAGAUGGAUGGUCUUCUGUGUGUUUUCUACGAGGUUAAUAGGGAAAGGAAGCUGAAUGACCAAACAUUGUGGGAAGCUUAGAUUUCAGAAGAUUUACGGAUAAAGUGGGGUAAAAAUAUCGUAGUCCAUGAAAUUCAACUUUUGUUGGGGACAAAUUAUUAAUUGUUUACAUGCUAUUUAUUAAAUUAAAAGGAGAUUUAAUACCAUAUUAAGAUUUUUUGAAAA